This is a messenger RNA of Hippocampus zosterae (dwarf seahorse), 3201 nucleotides long. It is a transcript of the gene foxg1a, whose product is annotated as forkhead box G1a. The record is from RefSeq and is a predicted model, not a curated record. Gene Ontology annotation, biological process: regulation of transcription by RNA polymerase II. Gene Ontology annotation, cellular component: nucleus. Gene Ontology annotation, molecular function: sequence-specific double-stranded DNA binding; DNA-binding transcription factor activity. The coding region runs from base 683 to 2203 and encodes 506 amino acids. NCBI's taxonomy places the organism in Eukaryota, Metazoa, Chordata, Actinopteri, Syngnathiformes, Syngnathidae. The transcript has a single exon.
AGCGAUGCAACAACUGGCGCCCUUCAAAAGUUGCAGAGAAGGAUGUGCCUUUGCGCAUGCGCGCCAAGCCGACGUCUGCAUGUGUUGCGGAACCAGUGCAUUUGUUUCCCCCACUGUAAGAAAUGCCAAAGUAAAGCGGGUCGCCGCGGUUACGUCACGGCCCCCUCGGCGUUGCCCCCCCAGGCCCAUUUCUUCCGGGUGAACGAGACGCGUCGCGAACGGCAGCGAAAGCCUGGCAAACACUUGGCCCCGUCGCGCUCGCGCUGGGCGGCAACUUCUUUUGAAGCGCGCGUGCGCGUGCGCGACAGCUUGCCGGCGCCAGGCGAUUGGCUGCGCCGCCGGAGUUCACGCGGCGCCGAUUGGCCGACCGGCGCGAAGGGCCGACCAAUGUGUUGCGCCGCAGCGGCUCGCUAAUUAAUCGCCGCUAUCUGUCUCCCGUCGUUGUGUGCGCGGGCGCGCGCGCGCGCCUACGUCCCGUGCGCGUACGGACGACUGUAUGCGAGCGUGCGCGUUUGAGUGUGUGUUUGCCUUUUUUCUCCCCAAAGCGAACAUGAAAUAGUUUGUUGGGCUACACUUCCCCUCUCCUCCAGCCGUCCCCCCCCCCACACCUCUCCCUUGCCUCCUUCCUCCCUUUCCCGUCCUGUCGAUCGGCGCGGCGGCACACUUCCGACGCCGUUCGGUGAUGUUGGACAUGGGCGAGCGCAAAGAGCUCAAAAUGAUCCCCAAGUCGUCGUUCACCAUCCACAGCCUGGUGCCGGAGGCCGUGCAGAGCGACAACCACGGCCACGGCCAGCACCACCUGCACGGCAGCGGCAGCGGCGGGGGCAGCGGCGGCAACAACAACAUCAACAACAGCCACCAGCACCACCACCACCACCACCAUCACGUGCAGAACCACCACCAUCACCAUCUCCACCACCAGCAACACCAGAACGACGAGCUCAAGCCCUCCGCCGCCGCCGCCGUCGUCGUCGCCCAGCAGGACGCCAGCAAGGCGGAAGGCAAGAGCGAUCCGCCGGGGCCCGAAUGCUCAGGCGGCGGCCACGAAGCCCCCGAGGCGGCGGAGAAGCCCGAAGACAAGAAGGAGGGCAAAGACGCGGCGGCGGCUGGCGGCGGCGGCGGCGGCGGCGACGCUUGCGGCGGGAAGGACGGCGAGAAGAAGGGCGGCAAGUUCGAGAAGCCUCCGUUCUCGUACAACGCGCUCAUCAUGAUGGCCAUCCGCCAGAGCCCCGAGAAGCGCCUGACGCUCAACGGCAUCUACGAAUUCAUCAUGAAGAACUUCCCCUACUACCGCGAGAACAAGCAGGGCUGGCAGAACUCCAUCCGCCACAACCUGUCGCUGAACAAGUGCUUCGUCAAGGUGCCGCGCCACUACGACGACCCGGGCAAGGGCAACUACUGGAUGCUGGACCCCAGCAGCGACGACGUCUUCAUCGGCGGCACCACCGGCAAGCUGCGCCGGCGCUCCACCACCUCGCGGGCCAAGCUGGCCUUCAAGCGGGGGGCGCGCCUCACCUCCGGCCUCACCUUCAUGGAGCGGGCCGGCUCGCUCUACUGGCCCAUGUCGCCCUUCCUGUCGCUGCACCACCCGAGGGCGGCGGCGGGUGCCGCCGUGGGCUACAACGGGGCCUCGGCGGCGGCUGCCGCGGCGGCGGCGGCGGCUGCGGCGGCCGCCGCGGCCUACCCGGCCCACCACAUGUCGUACGGGGCCGUGCUGGGCCAGAACGUCCACGGCGGCGCCGGCGGCCACCCGUUCUCGCCGUCGUCCAACGGCCUGAGCAUGGAGCGGCUGGUCGGCGGGGAGCUGCCGUACGCGACGCACCAUCUGACGGCGGCGGCGCUGGCGGCCUCGGCGAUGCCCUGCGGCCUGUCGGUGCCCUGCUCCGGCACCACGUACUCCCUCAAUCCGUGCUCGGUCAACCUGCUGGCUGGCCAGACCAGCUACUUCUUCCCGCACGUCCCGGUGAGCAGCCCGGGCGGCGGCGGCGGCGCGGCCGGGGGUGGCGGUGGCGGCGGCGGCGGCGCCGGCGGCCAGGCCGUCCGGGCCCCGGCCUCUGGCUCCCCGCAGGCCGGCUCGUGUGACUCCCUGAGGGCGCCCAUGGGCGCCUCUCUGCCGGCCUUCCCAUCCGGACUGUCCGCCGGCCUCUCUGACUAUUUCACGCACCAGAACCAGGCCUCCGCAUCCAACCCGCUCAUCCACUAACGGAACCGGCGACGGAACCGACGCUGCGCCACAGUUAAGCGGAACGGUUGACAAAAAGAAUUUAACGUUUAGAACAAGGAAGAAGAAGGAGAAGAAAAAAAGGACAACCGGGAAGUUUCCAGGUAUUUUUUUAAUAUUAUUAUUAUUAUUAUUAUUAUUGUUGAUAUUAUUGUUGGUGUUCUGGACUUGUGUGUAUUUAGCGCGCGUGCGCGCGCGCGUCACGGCGACUAGAAUGUUAGCUCAAAUGCUUUCUUUUUUUUCGUUUGUCCAAAUUUACACUUGAACAUGUUUCAGUAUUAAACGUGACGCAGAGUUUUUUUUGGUCCUUUUUUAGUCUGACUGAAGAAAUGUGAAACAAGUUGACAGGACUCGCCCGAAGCCGCUUGUCCUUCUUUUUCGUCCUUUUGUUCGUUGCCAACAUGUUUGCUCGUCUUCUGCCCCCCCCCCAAAAUAUUCAGCCGCGUGUCUUUGAAUGUCCUCUUCUUUUCUUUCCAUUUUUUUUCUUAUGUCGCUUUGACCUCAACGCAAAAAAAAAAAGAACGUCGAGGGUAAAAUUUAUUGCCGUCUACUUGACGAAAUAAAAGCUAGCCGACCUUGCAACCAUUUUCCGUUCUUUUUUCCCCCUUUCUCUUUUCGUUUUGGUGCGGACGUGCACGAGCACGUUUUGAGCUUUUAGCGAGAAAUAAUGCGCGUCGGCGUAUGUAGGUUAGCAGCACAUCAAAGUGUGUCACGCGGCUUCCGGUUUAGUUUUGUGGGACAACUUGCACGCGCAGUAGCAGCGUGCGCGCGUGCGCAUGGCAGCAUAUUUCAAAACAUAAAUCAAAUCAAAAUGAACAAGAACGAAGAGAAUGUUCUUGUUUGCCUUUUGUGUAUGGCAGAAAUGAUUUCUUUAUGUAAAAAAAAAUCGAAGUGUGCUCUUAUUUUUAUUUUGUUCAUAAAAUUGUUAUUGCUGUCAACAUAGUUUGUUCUGAUCUUGGAAAUAAAAUCCACUAGAUUUA